Dioscorea cayenensis subsp. rotundata (Guinea yam) is the source of this 3511-nucleotide messenger RNA. Its product is annotated as probable trehalose-phosphate phosphatase F. The coding region runs from base 1973 to 3145 and encodes 390 amino acids. Gene Ontology annotation, molecular function: trehalose-phosphatase activity. The record is from RefSeq and is a predicted model, not a curated record. Gene Ontology annotation, biological process: trehalose biosynthetic process. The transcript is spliced from 12 exons. Lineage: Eukaryota; Viridiplantae; Streptophyta; Magnoliopsida; Dioscoreales; Dioscoreaceae.
UGUUUUCACAUCCGGAGUUAUUAUAUUUAAAUGCAAUGUCCAUCGGGUUUUUGGUUAAUUUACAUUUCUUUCUUCUUAUCGAUCUGGUAUCCUAGUUAAUCUAUCGUUUUAAAUCUAUAUUUUUCUACCACAUAAAUUAUUAUUAUUAUUAUUAUUAUUAUUAUUGUUGUUGUUGUUAUUUUGUGUGGGUCAAUGAAAGAUCCGGCUUGCAUGAAGUGAUAUUAUGAACUCGUGCGUUUACUUAUUACUAUUAAUUGUACUUUUUAUGGAGAAAACUCUUUUUUGGAUUCUUGGAUUCUACUUUCUUUCCACGCCACGGUCCCAUCCCAUCCCAUCUCCUCUCCUGUCCACCAUCUGUGUGUAGCCCUAAACGUACGCGUACGGGAAGUCUGUGUGGUUGGCGAAGCAAGUCUUGUCGGCGACACCGGGGGUUUGGUCAAAGAUGUUGUGUGCUUCGUGCUCGUUCUCGUAUAUUUUCUCUGAUUCCAUCUGAAAACUCGACGAUAACCAGACCAUGUAAAACUGAACGGGAGCCCUACUGGGAGGCUUCUCUUGGUCCCGGUUGCAUUGGGUGGCUUCCCUCACCAUUUUAUGCUCUUCUUAUUUGCAACCACCAUCGCCAUCACUGCCAUCACACCACUUUUUUAUUUAUUUAUUUACUUUUCCUUCUGUACUUCUUAAUUUUAUAUCUUUCGUUAUAUUGUAUCACGGCUCGCCAAUCACAUUACGUUUAAAAUUUUUGUUUAAAGUUUUAAGUCGUUAUCUCGAUGACACCGUGCGUGUGGUGUUAGGUUUAUGAAGUUUGGUCACUUUCGUUGAUGACAAAUAAAACACAUAGGCAAAUUUUUAUUUAUGUGUGAACUUUCGCUGGUAGACUUGCCUUUUUGUGGUCGGUCCUGUACAUAACAGUGUUUUUAGAAAGAUGAGAGUUUUCUGUCUGCUAUGUGCUUUGUAGGAAAGAUAAAUCUUUAGCGGUAAAAAAUAAAUGAAAAGGGGAAGAUAUAAACUACAGCCAAUGUUUAAUUUUAUUACUAUUAUGUAAUCCACAAACCUAUACUGGACCUAUAAUCUUCUAUUGCAUCAAUCCUCUAUUAUAUGUCUCAUGCCACACUAGUUACCAGCACAUACCACACCAGAUGCGUUUGCCAAUUCUUGGUCAGUGUGAUAUACGAUGAAAUUACCCUGUUCAUAGGGAGGGGUUAGCCGUGUACCUUCAACUGAAUAAUUAUUUACUACACUAUCCCUUCACCACUGCUUUUGCAUCUCUUUCCGUUUUUAAGGAUAUUUUUGUGGCAAUUAAAGAUAUCGGUGUGGUACUAUUCACACUCUUACUAAUCAUGAUGGAUGUUUUGGUAUACUGUGUUUCUUGGCUUGUGAUCGGUAUAUCAUUUAUGAGGCCUUAUUUGUUGUUUAUUCCUUUACUGUUUGUUAUGGCGCGAGCCUUGCAUUAUUGUCAUUUACUAAGGGCAUUCAACUCUCCUAUGUGCAUAAUUUAGAAAAUUGCUUGCAUUAUUGUCAUUUACUAAGGGCAUUCAACUCUCCUACGUGCAUAAAAUAGAAAAUUGGAGGAUCGCUCGUCAAAGUAGAGCUGUUUUCCUGAUAAAAUAUGUUGGCAACGGCUAUCUUUUGCUGUGGCAGGGUUCUUGUGUUGUUUGCCACUCUUAAAUCAGAGGAGUGAAAGGAAGUAUCUGAUUCAAGCAAUAAAGCUGAUUUGUAUUUUGAUGGCGCUUGUUGUCCCAUUAUUUGAUAGCCUGCUAUAAAUGCAUUGCAGUUCUGGCAAUGAGAAGUGUUCAGGUUUCCAUCGGUUGAUGGACAGCACCCACAACUGCACAGACAAGAAGACAUUGAAGAGGUGGUUUUUCAUAGAUAAGAGAGUUGGGUAAUCUCGGAAGAUACUAAAACACAAGAUACUUAGAAUCAGCUGCUGGAAAUUCUGGGCAUUGAACUUAUCUGUAGGAGUGUUCUGGAUCAAAUGGAUUUAAAGUCAAGUCAUAGUUCACCUGUUCUUGCUGAUUCUGUGCCAGUGAGCAAAUCCAGAUUGGGCUUGUCCAAUAAUUUGGUUCCAUACUCACCACCACCAACAGCAUACCCUCCUAGUUUAUAUUUAAGUAUUCCCAGAAGGAAGGCUAUCACUGGUAAAUUUGAUGAGGUUCGUGAGAGUGCUUGGUUGGAUGCCAUGGUUGCUUCAUCACCUCCUCGUAAGAAGCUAAACAAGGAUUUUGGUCAUGAGUCACAAGAUGAAUCAGAUACAGCAUAUUGCAUUUGGCUGAUGAAAUUUCCAUCGGCUUUAUCAUCGUUUGAUCAAAUCACGUCCAGUGCUAAUGGGAAAAACAUAGCACUGUUCCUUGAUUAUGAUGGAACACUUUCACCUAUAGUUGACAAUCCUGACCUUGCUGUCAUGUCCCCUGCGAUGCGUGCUGCUGUGCACAGUGUUGCAAAAAAUUUCCCCACUGCAAUUAUAAGUGGCAGGUCGCGGGACAAGGUUUAUGAGUUUGUGGGACUAAAAGAACUAUAUUAUGCUGGUAGUCAUGGAAUGGACAUUGUGGGUCCAGUCAGAGAAUGUUUUUCUCUUGAUGAUCAUCCAAAUUGCAUUAGGUCUACUGAUACGCAGGGAAAUGAGGUAAAUCUCUUCCAGCCUGCAAACGAGUUCUUACCAAUGAUAGAUGAGGUUUUUAAAUCCCUUGUUGAGAUCACUAAAGGAAUUAAUGGUGCAAAAGUCGAGAAUAAUAAAUUCUGCGUCUCUGUACAUUACCGUCUUGUAAAUGAGAAGAGUUGGUCUGAGGUCGCCUGUUGUGUCGAGAAUGUCUUGAAGGGCUACCCACGUUUGCGUCUGACACAUGGACGGAAGGUUUUAGAGGUCCGCCCUGUAAUUGAUUGGAACAAAGGGAAAGCUGUUGAGUUUCUUCUUGAAUCCUUAGGAUUGAGCAACUCUGAUGAUGUGCUCCCAAUAUAUGUUGGAGAUGACCGAACUGAUGAGGAUGCUUUCAAGGUCUUGAGAGAGGGAAACCGAGGUUUUGGCAUUUUAGUGUCCUCUAAUCCGAGGGAGGAGACAAAUGCGUUCUACUCCCUGCGUGACCCAUGUGAGGUCAUGUCUUUUCUCAAGUCCUUGGUUAAAUGGAAGAAGUCAACCGCUUUACGAGGAUGACGAUAAAUAAUGAAUUUGGGAUUCUAUAAAUAAUCAGAUACUUGACAGACUAACAAAUAUAUGGAAUAAAUGGUAACCCAGUAGUUACUGAAGGCCAAAGGUCCAGUUUUUUACUUUUAUUUUUUAUUUUUGGCUGCGGAUCUAAGUUAUAUUUGUUGGACGUCUUUUGCACUUGUUCUGUUCUCUCUCUCUCUCUCUCUCUGUGGGUCUGUGUCUCUCUGUUUCUCUGGUUGUUGAUAUCUUCGUUCUUUCUUAUUGAUUUGAUUAUUUGUACAAAUUACUAUUGUUGAGCAUAUCUAUCAAUGACAAAGCAAGCAGUAAUCUAGCUCUAAUGCGAUGGAUGCAAUUGCUCGGUUGAUUUUAAAA